Messenger RNA from Caenorhabditis briggsae, 1251 nucleotides. It is a transcript of the gene Cbr-pgk-1, whose product is annotated as Protein CBR-PGK-1. Gene Ontology annotation, cellular component: cytosol. Gene Ontology annotation, molecular function: phosphoglycerate kinase activity; ATP binding; ADP binding. The record is from RefSeq and is a predicted model, not a curated record. Bases 1 to 1251 code for a protein of 416 amino acids. Gene Ontology annotation, biological process: glycolytic process; gluconeogenesis. The transcript has 4 exons. NCBI's taxonomy places the organism in Eukaryota, Metazoa, Nematoda, Chromadorea, Rhabditida, Rhabditidae.
AUGAGUUCAUUGAAUAAGUUGGCUAUCGAUCAAUUGAAUCUCGCAGGGAAACGAGUUUUGAUCCGUGUCGACUUCAAUGUCCCACUGAAAGAGGGCAAAAUCACCAACAACCAACGUAUCGCUGCUGCUGUGCCAACUAUUGAGCACGCCUUGAAAAAUGGAGCGAAAUCUGUGGUUCUGAUGUCCCAUUUGGGACGCCCGGAUGGAAGACGUCAAGACAAGUACACUUUGAAGCCAGUCGCUGAAGAGCUCAAGUCCCUCUUGAAAAAGGAUGUUCUCUUCCUUGACGAUUGUGUAGGAUCGGAAGUGGAAGCUGCUUGCGCCGACCCAGCUCCAGGAACUGUGAUCCUCCUCGAGAAUCUUCGUUAUCAUUUGGAGGAGGAAGGAAAAGGAGUUGAUGCUUCUGGAUCCAAGGUCAAGGCAGAUGCUGCUGCUGUCAAGACCUUCCGCGAGUCGCUGACAAAGUUGGGAGAUGUUUACGUCAACGACGCUUUUGGAACAGCUCACCGAGCACACAGCUCAAUGGUUGGUGUUGAACAUGCUCAACGUGCUAGUGGAUUCCUCUUGAAGAACGAACUUUCUUAUUUCAGCAAGGCGCUCGACAAUCCAGCUCGCCCAUUCCUUGCCAUUCUUGGUGGAGCUAAGGUCGCUGACAAGAUUCAGUUGAUUAAGAACUUGCUCGAUAAGGUCGAUGAGAUGAUCAUUGGCGGAGGAAUGGCAUACACAUUCCUGAAAGUAGCCCAGGGUGUCAAAAUUGGAAACUCUUUGUAUGAUGAGGAAGGAGCCAAAAUCGUGAAUGAACUCCUGGAAGCUGCUAAAGCUAAAAACGUCCAAAUUCAUCUUCCAGUCGAUUUCGUUGUUGCUGACAAGUUUGCUGAAGACGCUUCGGCUAAUGUUGCCACAGCCCAAGAAGGUGUUCCGGAUGGUCACAUGGGACUUGAUGUCGGACCAGAAUCAUCUAAGAUCUUCGCAGCUGCUAUCCAACGCGCCAAGACUAUUGUCUGGAACGGACCAGCUGGAGUUUUCGAGUUUGACAAAUUUGCUACUGGUACCAAGUCCUUGAUGGAUGAAGUUGUCAAAGCAACAAGCUCGGGAGCCAUCACUAUCAUCGGCGGAGGCGAUACCGCUACUGCUGCGAAGAAAUAUAACACCGAAGAUAAGGUCUCCCAUGUUUCGACCGGAGGAGGUGCCAGUUUGGAGCUUCUCGAAGGAAAAGUUCUCCCAGGAGUUGAUGCACUUUCCCCAGCUUAA